CGCUCCAGGGCAGAGGAGAGAAAUAAAUAAAGAAAGUAGUAGGGCUGGGAAAGCAGCAAAGAAGGAGAGGACGAGCAGAGAAGGAGUGUGCUGGAGUUUUAUCGAGGUCUGGAGCUUUCAGAUUUUUUUUUUCUUUUUUCCAGUCUCUGCUUGGCCCCUUUUUUUUCUUUUUUUUCCUUUUUUUUCUAAAACUUUCUGAGACUGGUGCCUAUUUUGGUCCGUUGGUGUCGGAGCGGUUUAGGAUGGAUGCCAUCAUGCUGCAGGAAAAACUGGUGGAACGGCUGCUGUGCCCACGAGUGAGAACGGCCAGACAGAAGGAGAAGCAGUAUGUGGGCUUUGCGACUCUGCCCAACCAGGUCCACAGGAAGUCGGUGAAGAAAGGCUUCGAUUUCACGCUGAUGGUGGCAGGAGAGUCUGGGAUGGGAAAAUCCACGCUGGUCAACAGCCUCUUCCUCACAGAUCUCUACAAAGACAGGAAGUUACUGAACGCCGAGGAGCGCAUCAACCAAACCGUGGAGAUCAUCAAACACACUGUAGACAUUGAGGAGAAAGGAGUGAAGCUCAAACUAACCAUCGUCGACACGCCGGGCUUCGGAGACGCCGUCAACAACAACGAGUGCUGGAAGCCGAUCACAGACUACAUAGAUCAGCAGUUCGAGCAAUACUUCAGGGAUGAGAGCGGCCUGAACAGAAAGAACAUCCAGGACAACAGAGUCCACUGCUGCCUUUACUUCAUCCCUCCGUUUGGACAUGGGCUUCGUCCGGUCGAUGUCGAGUUCAUGAAGGCUCUGCACGAGAAAGUCAACAUCAUCCCGCUCAUCGCCAAAGCCGACUGCCUCACGCCCAACGAGAUAAAAAAGCUCAAAGACAGAAUACGAGAGGAAAUAGACAAGUUCGGGAUCAAAGUGUACCAGUUCCCCGAAUGCGACUCCGAUGAGGAUGAAGAGUUUAAACAGCUUGACAAAGAGCUGAAGGAGUGCACCCCGUUCGCCGUGAUCGGCAGCAACACGGUGGUGGAGGCUCGAGGGCAGAGAGUCAGAGGGAGGCUGUACCCCUGGGGCAUCGUCGAAGUGGAGAACCAGUCACACUGUGACUUUGUGAAGCUGAGGAACAUGCUGAUUCGUUCGCACAUGCACGACCUCAAAGACGUGACCUGUGACGUCCACUACGAGAACUACAGAGCGCAGUGCAUACAGGAGAUGACCAGUAAACUGGCUCAGGACAACCGCAUGGAGAGUCCCAUCCCCAUCCUGCCGCUGUCCACUCCGGACGUGGACACCGAGAAGCUCAUCAAAAUGAAAGAUGAGGAGCUGAAGCGGAUGCAGGAGAUGCUGAACAAGAUGCAGCAGCAGAUGCACGAGAAAGACCAGUGAAGUCUCACAGAGCCGACGCUGCACCGCGGCGCCACCUGCUGUUCCUCCCCCCGAACGACAGCGAGACCUUCAGACUCUGACCGUUGAUAUCAAGUGUUAGUGGCAACUCUGGCUGUACGUUUCUCUUCGGUUUGGUGCUUUUGUAUAGUUUGUCUGCUUGGAGGGUUUUUUGUUUUUUCUCUCUCUCUCUCUCUGAAACUAUCCGUUUGCCCAUUUUGAGCCCUUUUCGCUGUGGUCUUAACAUAUAUAAUAUAAAUGCGUAAUUUAAAUAACUUCUCAGUGUAUCUAAUUUAUAAAUGCGAUGCUAAACUUUUUUGGAUAUAAUGUCAGGGUGUGUGCUGCGAGAUGUUUUGUAAAGAAAACGUAGGUCGUUGGUGAUAUUUAGAUUUGAACAUGGAUAUUGUUUUUUAUUACGUGUGUUUGGGUGUGAGUGUGUGUUUCAUGGAAUUUCCUUUCAUAUCACCCCGUAUCCGUCCAUAAAGCUCCCAUUUGGUCAUAAAAAGGUGGCACAGUGACUUUUUUAAAAAUUAAAAUCUGACUUUUGCUUGUGUUUAGUUGCUCAUAAAUAACAUUUUUCACACACAGCGAGACAAAACAUCCUCUCCCAGCGUUUUAUUUUUUAUUAAUCUGCUGGCUGAGCUGAAAAUGCACUUAUUGCCAGUGGCUUAGUGUGACGGGAGAGCCUCUGACAUAAUGAGAGGUUUGAGCAGUGCAGGGUGCAUGUGCAAGCAUGCUGCCAUUACUCAUAUCCGCUGAAGGCUGUGGGCCUAUUUUUACUGCUUUAUAACCGAUGCCCUGUGCUUGUAUCAAACGCAUCAUUGACCUCCUUCGUUAAAAUUAGCUCCACAACGAGGGGCAAAUACUGUGUCUGUGUUCUCCUUGGAAGUGAGUUUUGCCAUUGAAGUGGUGUAGCCUACAUGUAUGUUAAGAUCAUUUGUGAGCAUGUGAGUGUGUGUGUGUGUGUGUGUGUGUGUGUGUGUGUGAGGGUGUGUUGACUCUGCUGAUGCUGAUGAUCUGUACAUAUUUUUUGCCUGAAGGCUGUGAGCUCAGCCGGCGUCCCAUUUACAAAGGUGUGACAAAUAAACUCCUGUUUCUCGUCAGUCUGGC
This is a messenger RNA of Stegastes partitus (bicolor damselfish), 2480 nucleotides long. RefSeq names its product septin 5a (gene septin5a). NCBI's taxonomy places the organism in Eukaryota, Metazoa, Chordata, Actinopteri, Pomacentridae. The record is from RefSeq and is a predicted model, not a curated record. Bases 243 to 1373 code for a protein of 376 amino acids. The transcript has 11 exons. Gene Ontology annotation, molecular function: GTP binding.